AUGGAUUGGGAGUAUUUGUCCCCUCUCGACCAGAUUCUUCCUCGUAUGUACUUUGGCGAGAUUCUCUGCUUUCCUUCUACGGACACGAAUUUGUUCCCACUUCUACAGCAAGGGUUAAGCAAAGUUGCGGCCAGCGUUCCGCAUUUAACGUCCUUUGUUGUCCACGAUGAUGCCCGACCGGGGAAACUUCGACUAGAACGCGGACGCGAUAGCAUUGACAACAUUUUGGUAUAUUUUAACGAUCCAUUAGAGGAGAUGCCUGAUUAUGAAAGCCUGAAAAGGACCUCAUUCCCCGUCUUCCCUCAGUCGCCUCUCUUCUAUCCUCAUAUCCCCAAUGUACCCUGGACGGCCCCAUGGCCGGUCAUGCGAGCCGAAGUCACUCGUGUUCGUGGAGGAUUCGUGCUUGUAGUUUUAGUUCACCACUGCGUUUUUGAUGGAGUCGCCUUAUCUGAGUUGCUCAACCUGUGGGCCACUUGUUGCUCCCUUAAUGCUUCAGCACAACCACCCGAAAUCGAUCAAGCUCGUCUGAACCGCACGGUACUUCAAGGGGAAGAAUUGAAACAGGAGAGCUCUCCGCCGGCGGAUAUUCUCAAGAUCGUUAACAAACAGUCUUUCUCAUCUCAAAUCAUAUCACUCAUCAAGCGAGCAUUCAACCCAAUCCUACCCAAACCUCUGUCGCCCACCUGGCCCAUAACUUUAUAUCGUUUACCAUAUGAUAAGCUACAAGGUCUCAAACAAACUCUGAACCAGUUUGCUCCCAGACUUGGUGUGCGGUUUCUAUCCACAAACGAUGUAGUGAGCGCUCUCAUAUGGAGCUGUGCCACAAUGGCAAUGAGCACCUCAUUCCAACGUUGGAAUUUUAUGAGUUAUUGCUCGACCGGCGUAUCAGUCAAUAUCCGGCCAAGAAUUCAGCCACGCCUUCCAGAUAACUUCAUUGGCUGCGCAAUUGGAGUUGCCUACAUUGAUAUGGCAAGAAAAACGCUAUGUGCUGCCGCAGAGGUGGCAUCAUUUGAGUCUCUAGCCCGCGUAGCUGCUGCCAUACGUCACGGAGUAGAUGGAAUAACUAAUGAGAAAAUGACGGAAAUAUUAAACUAUGUCGACAGUCAAGAAGAUCCGACAAAGUUACAAUGGCGACCAAAGAAGCUGAACGAGUUCUACAUUUCUAGCUGGGCAAAUCAGCGGAUUUAUGAUGCCGAUUGGGGCCCUCAUAUUGGGAAGUGCGAAGCUCUUCGAGUUGCCCAGAUAGCUUUAGCCCCGAUGUGCGUAAUACUGCCACCACGAACGGGGGUUGAAUCAAAGGACGGUCAAUACGGUGACAUUGAAUUGGUUGUUUCACUGGAAAGUUUGCACAUGGAUCGAUUUAGGAGGUCAAAGGCUAUGAGAAUGUUUGCAGAAAUAAUAGAUUGUUGA
Messenger RNA from Trichoderma harzianum CBS 226.95, 1410 nucleotides. RefSeq lists its product as hypothetical. Gene Ontology annotation, molecular function: acyltransferase activity, transferring groups other than amino-acyl groups. NCBI's taxonomy places the organism in Eukaryota, Fungi, Ascomycota, Sordariomycetes, Hypocreales, Hypocreaceae. The record is from RefSeq and is a predicted model, not a curated record. Bases 1 to 1410 code for a protein of 469 amino acids. The transcript has a single exon.